Molecule: messenger RNA, 1709 nt
Organism: Chara braunii
Lineage: Eukaryota; Viridiplantae; Streptophyta; Charophyceae; Charales; Characeae
Source: the annotation of a GenBank genome assembly
CCGUAUCUGCAACGAUAGUCUGGAUGGGGUUAUAGGGGAAGAGACGAAGAAUUGAUGGCGCUGGUACGAGAAAUCGCAUAUGGACACAAGACGGAACAGCAACGAAGAAGGGAUGAGGACGACAGAAGGCAGAGAGAAGAACAGGAACGCAAGGCGAAGGAAGAAGAAAUGAAGAAAAAGGAAGAGGAAGAUACUAAGGAAGCCCUGAAGGAAGCAAGGCUGGCGCAUAUCAUUGAUGAGAGGAUAGCAUCAUUGGACAAGAGGUACGACACACGUUUGGACGAGGAAAAGGCCAAGAUUCUGGAGAAAGUGGAGAAGAACAUCGAAGGGAUGAAUGGAAAGCCAAAGGAGAAGGAAACAGAGAAGGGAAAAGGAGUCGAGAAGGGAAAAGAUGUAGGGACGUUGAGGACUAAUGACACAAGAAGUCUGAAGAUCCACGAUCAAGAAAAGAGUAGAAAGAGAGGCCAGGAAGAAGUUGGAGGCAACUCACCGCAACCACUGACUCCAGGAAGAUCUAAACCAAACGGCAACGGAUCUUUGGAAGCAGGUCUCAGGAUGAUUAAGCUCAAUACGCUGCUACGACAGCAGAAGACGUCAAAUAAGGUACUGUUGUCUGUCCUUGAAGAAAUGAAGGCGAUGAGAUCAAUGCAACUGCAACAGAUGGCAGCUCAGCCCACGCAGCCGCAUCAACAUCCUGUGAAUCCCAGACCCUGCGACGCUCCAACCACUCACGCGCACGAUGGCCGGCCUAGUUCAAGUAGGCGCUUCCCUUCACCACCUCGACGAUCUCCUCCACGCGACCCUAGGAGGACCGCUCCUUCCCCACCUCCAUCCCCACCUCCUUUUACCACCCCUGCGCCGCCCCAACGUGCCAAUCCUCCUGCUUCUGUAGGUAGAACUGGAAGAGCUGCGGGACGAGAUCCAACACCACAUCGUCCUAGCACAGGGAGUGCAGCACAGAGAGAAGCCGCCGGACCAUCGACCCCGGUGGAAGGAACCAGCGGAAGAACUUCGGCUAGACUUGUGGAUGUCUUCGCUUCAGUGGAUGGGAACGCCGCCCGCCGAGUAUCAGGAUCCUUCUCUGCCAUUGGAGCUUCUACUGGAUUGGGAUUUGACCGCGUCCAAGAUGGGACAAAAGCAGUCAUGGCAGGACCAGGACCAGAAGGAAGAAAGAAGUACGUAGAGGAGAUGACGAAGGUCCUUGUCAACAAAUACAAGAACGAUUUGGUAAAAAUGUGUGAAGAUGAAAAAAUCAAAUAUCAUUACAAAAAACAGGCGGCUGCAGAUCUUGCUGAGAUCAAGGCAAGAGCUGCAUAUGAUGAGGAGGUGGAAGAAGAGCACGUGAACGAACCAGCGGAGGUGACUCAAGAAGAGAAUCCUUCUUGAGUCCCAUCACGAUCCAUCUUGGCUAUGGAGAAAAGUGGAUUUUCUGAGAAGGAAGAGAGGAAUAAGGGAGAAAAACAAGGAUAGAGAGUGAAAAUGGAAAGCCUAAUGAGGUUUUAUGUCCUCCUCUUAGUGAUAGCUGCCCAAAUCGAAUGGGGGAAUAAAUUCUUAGAUCAGUGGAUACACACGGCACAGCUUGGACAUGACAUCUGUGAAGGAGGUGAAGGAUGCGUGUAUGUCCUAAUUUCUCCAUGGUUUCGUGCAUGCUACAUUAGGUCAACAGUCAGGCAUGUUUUUGAGAGAUGGAAUGAACAUGUAGCUUCCGG